UACGAACGAAAGAUUUUUGAAAAUUCGUUAAUCUAGAUUUUUAAAGUAAAUUUUAAAAAUUUUAAAAACCAUAUUUUUCAAUUUAAAAAUCUAGAUUAACGAAUUUUCAAAAAUCUUUCGUUCGUAUUUCAAAGAAUCUGAUUAUGAACAACUUUAAACCAACAUUUUUCCUUGAAAAUACUUCUUUCGACCGAAAUUUGGUUCAAGGUGUUUUUAAAAAUAGUUUUUGCUCCAAAAUUCCAUGGGGUAGGUCAAAGCGGAAUAACUCAAUCAAAACUUGUCCGAAUUUUUUUUAUAGAUACAUCUUGAUGACCUUUACCACCGAUUGACAUCAAAAUCGAGAUUAUAAAUAGAAAUUUGAAAAUUUUGAAGAAAGUAUGGGUAAGAUGCUGUGAAACAAUUUAAAAAGAGAAGUUUUUUAAUUUUGAAUUGUUUUGUUAAAUUUUAACAGUUUAUAGAGGACACUUUAAAGUAUAUGUUCUGAAGUUUUUUCGGCUUACUGCCAUUAUUUGACUUAGAAAUGAAUUAAUUGCUUAAAAAAUAUUGAUAAAUUUCUGACUUACUAGACUCACUGAGCAAUCAAAAAUGAGUUCUACAAAUUUUAAGCUAGUCUCUCUUGUAGCCCGUGUGAUAUUGAUCUACCAGAUGAGAUAUUGUUGGAAUUUUUUUAUUAUGCCGUUAUUUUGUAAAUGGGACUCUAAGCUAGUAAAGUAGACUAAAUUAACGUUAAUCAGCACUAAUUAGUUAUUAACAGAAAGGAAAGAGCAAACGUCUUUUCUUUCUUUCCCGUAGUAAAUAUUUUUCACACCUUUCUCUAUCCAUAUAGGUGAGACAGAAUCAAAUUUUUGUGAUGAAAGAGGAACAACCAGGAAAUUUUUUAAUAGUAACCCUGUGCUCAUAAAUUUAACAUCAUUAUUGUAACCAAUUAAUUUUUUUCUGAGUCAAAUAAUGUCAGUAAGCCUAAAAAGCUUCUGAACAUAUACUUCAAAGUGUCCUCUACAAACUUGAAAAUCUUAAAGAAAAUCUAAAUGGGGGACCUCUCCUUAACCUUUUCAAUGUAACGUAACAAGCCAUAUUUUCUUGGUAUAAUAAUUCUAAGGUCAUCCCAUCGUCGAUGUUCUUUUCUUUCUCUCAUGAUCAAUUAGUGUUAAAGGUAGUAUUAUUGAACAAACGUAGAUAUGUUCAAGAUGAACGAGUUUGGUCUAUUUGAUUAACCAACACUUAAGUGAUUCUUCGUACAACCUUGCACAUACAUUCUGCCGUAAUUUUGAGCUGCUUUAAACCCAUUCGCUUGCUUCGACUGUAGUUCAAUUUGUUCAAAAUGACUUUGUAUACCAGAUUUUAUCUUGUAAUUAUAAUAUUUUCUUAAACUAAGUUUCAACUCAAAUAAUUUCAGCUUUUUGAAUUGUUCUCUUUUUACUAACUCAUACUUUCUUCGUCCCGCUACUCGAUUCCUUUUACCUCAAACGACGCAACAUUGAAAAGCGUCAGAUAUCCGUCGCUCAAUUUUCACUUCACGAUUCUAUUUACUAUAAACCUUAAACUAUAAAUGAAAGAAUAUUAAUACCAAAACUCUAGAAGAUCAUGAAUCAAAGCUUCUUGAUCCUCAGUAUUAUUAACUUGUGUGGAGCUAAAUCGGUAUAAAACGUCAUUUUGAACAUACUAUCCUAGUGCAUAUAGCCAAAGUAAUAAGAGAGAGAGAGAGAGAGAGAGAGACAAUGUUUUCGUUAUUUUACAAAAACUGUCUGAUGUAAAAUCCACGUUAGUCGAUCAUGAAAAUGAUAGUAAUCAACUUAUUAAUUGGAUCAGUUAUCUCGAAAGAUAGAUUAUUUUAUCGUAUUUUAAUUUUCGAUAAUUAUAAAUCUGAAUUGAAAUAAUUCAAAUUAUAAAACGGACAAUGCUAUCACUUUAUAGCAUCUUCUAUAUUCUCAACUAGUAAAUCUAUAUUUGGUUAUAUAUUCAUCGAUUAUUAAUCAACAUUUCUAUCGACAGAAAUGUUCUUAACUCAUAUUGAAUGUACAAACACAUUUUCCUAUUCUUUAUCUCUCUCUCUAUUUUUGUAAGUUUAAAUGUAUGAUUUUAAUGUAUAUCAUUUUGUUUUCCUGAUGAUGACAACAGUACGUUGUCGAAAGCAUGAAUAAUAAAAUCAAACGGAAUUUUGUUAAAAUUCAAAAUAAUAUUUAUAGCAGUACUGUACUCUCUCUUUCACGUUAUUACUUUAUUCAUCUGUAGAAAUGUACUAGAAAUAAAGAAAAUAUUUUUAAAACUUCAAUUUUUAAAUCUUUUAUUUUUAUAACUAAAAUUAACUAUAAUAAGAAGAAAUAUUUAUUUAUUACCAUUCCAUGAUCAAACCAUGGUCUACGAAUGAAACAUUUUUUGUUCGCAACGAAUAUUUACUACUACUAAACGAAACUGUUAGUGAACGAUGAAAAAACGAGUGUUUCAGGCAGCUCCCUGUGAAGAUGAAAAGAAAGGUUAUAUCAGAUUUUUUUUAUUUAUGUCUGGGCAAAGUUGUUUUAGCGGAAAAAUUUAGGUAAACUGUACGAUUCGCCAGUCUAAAACUAUUUGGACGUGAAGAAAACAAAGCUUUUUUAAUUUUUUUGUAAAAAUUUGAACAAAACUAUGACUUUAAGCUAUUUUAGAUUUUCUUACCAUUGUAUAUCUUUGCAGAGUUUUCUGUAAUGGAGUGCGUGGUAUCUUCAUUAUGUUCAAUCAAUUCCAGACGAAAACAAAAGAACAAAAGUUUUUAUGGAUGGCAAACGAUGAGAGAAGACUGUCGAGUUGGUUUUAGAUCGUCUAAGUAAACAUUUGAAAUUCAAAAUUACAUUUAUAUACCGCAUGUGCGAGUUGAAAAACAGAAUAUCUUCUCAUCUGUUCUAUAUCCGGCGCAAGAUUCGUAGCCAUAUUUCAGCAUAUCUGUCUAUCAGGAUUAUAAUGAAAGAACGUAUCUAUCUUUUUUAAUCUCUAAUCCUGUCUGUUUUAAUAGAAAAAAAUUAGCAAAUUGGUAAAAACGUAGAUAUAUUUCAAAAAUUGACGGACUUCUCAAUUAAAUACUGAUGUGCGUUACUUACUAGAGAGAAAAUUCGUUAACUAAUAAAAUGCAUCGUUUUGAGCAGAUAUGUUGGUCUAUACGACUGACUUGCAUGCAAAAGGUUUCUAAUGAUAUUACAGAAUCUGAGCGUUAGAAUUUUGUUUUUCCAAAAUUCUUAUUUCUAGAAAUUUUUAUGGAAUUUUUAUACACACAGUUGUUGAUUGAAAACUCUUUCAGCUAUUCAAAUCUUUUUUCAGAUGUGUUCUAGCUGUUUCGAUCAAGUAGAAAAGUCAAAAAUAAAUCUUUUCCACAGUAGUGUACAUCAUGCAUUUUUGUUUUUAAAAUUUUCUAGCUCGUCGAUAAAUCUAAACGAUUCACUUAAGACUUGUACACCGAACGGAAAAAAAGAGAUGAUGUAGUUUUGUUUGUUCUGCCUAUUCUCUUCUUCGUUUCUUGUUUAUUAUUCUGUACAUGACGGAUUGUUCUGUAAAAAAAAAGCAAAAAGGAAGCAUAUGAUUUGGUUUUUUAAGAGUACGAUUUCAAUUUUCAAUGUUCAUACAAAGACACAUUGAACUUUGACAAACAGUAUAUACAACGUGUUUUUAGAAUAUGUUAGAAACAUGAAACACACGUGAAUGAACUAAAAAAAUCUGUAUUUACUUUUAAACGAUUGCACGUAUUCACCCCUAUUGUCGAAAAGAUAAGUAAAAGUUUAGUACGGAAAAAGGAUAAACUUGAAGACAGAACGUCACAUCAUGAAGAUUGAAUUGACCUUUUUAGUUGAUCAACAUACAUGUUGUGAGGUAUUUUUGUACUUAUUUCGAUCUCCGAAGCAUGAGCUCAGAUGCAGGUGGAACAUAUAUGAGCACUUAUAUCUUUGACAAGACACGGGAGAUUAAGAACAGAUAAAAGGAAGGUACAAAGACACGAUAAUAGGUUUUUCAAGACAGAUACUUGCUUAUCAUAUAGUAAUACAGAAUUUUUUCUACUUGGACAUUGAUUUGCUUUUUUUCUAGAUGUCUAGAAAUGAUAGUUUAAACCCAUCAUCUACUUUGUCUAAUGGUAUCAUCACGACUGUGUCUUCUCUUCCCUUAUCAAACACUAUUAGUUCCAUUUCGUCGCCGUUGAAAUCAAAGAGAUCGGCUAAAAAAUUGAAUUCAUUGUAUACCAGCGAUAAUUAUUGUCCAAUAUGCGGUGUUUAUUUAUGUUGUAUACAAUAUAUUUCAAAUCAACUGACAGAAUCUCAAAAUGAAGAAGACGAAUAUCCACUUGACGAUCGAAUUCAAGAAUUAGUUAGAUAUCAUUUUCUGUCAACAAAAAAUGAAUGUCAAAUGAAAUUAUGUCAGUGGCAACAAGACAUGUUGCAUAGAAUGGAAGAAAAACAUCAGAGAAAAACAGUAGCCUCGUUAUCAUCAACUUCAUCAUCACCAACAUCAGGUAAGCUUGGUUACAUAUCAACACUUAACCUACCAGAAGCUACGCCUUCAUAUACAUCAACCUCGUUAUCUCAACAGACUGUCGCCCCAUUAAUUGAUGUUACAAAACUAGAGAAUGUUAAACCAAUAAAAACUUAUCCGAUGUCAGCUCGUAUCGGUGUGGCAUUAGCUACAUCGGACAAGUAUAUUAUGGCUUACGAACAUUUCCCAAAAUGUUUAGUGAUAUUUGAUCAACAUGUCGAACAUUGUAAAUUACUGUUGAAAAAAGAAUGUUACGAUGUUAUUGAUAUUUGUUGGUCUCCGUUUAUUAAAGAAUUUUGUUGUAUUACCCGAGAUGAAUUAUUCACAUGUGAACCAGAAUCAGGUUUAAUCCAUGAGGUUGAACCUCUUCAAAUGUCUGUUAAUGAACUAAUAACAUCUGUGGCAUGCUCUCAUGAACAAUACGUUUAUUUAUGUUACUCUUAUGGUGCAGUUAUUGAACAAUGGUCAAUUCCACAUUGGAAAUUAGAAAAAUAUUGGAAGAAAAAAGUUGACAUUUUUUUCGAUAACGAAUUUUUGGUUGGUUCGAUUCGUUGUGGUUUUGAGCCGACAGAUCCAUACUUACAUGCAAUUAUCAAAGAUGGUGAUGGUACAUGGCAUAUUGAUUUACUUGAUCCAAGAGCAAAUAUGCAAAAAUUUAAAACAAUUCCUAUUGAGAAACGAAAUGGUGGUUUUCUAUCUCAAUUUGUACCAUUGAAUUAUGGUCAAGGUUAUCUCUGUGUUGGUUACAAUCAUAUGAAAUUGAUUGAUGAUUCUAAUGGUGAGUGGAAAAAAAUUAUUUUAAGAGAAGAAGAAUCAAAAUUGGCUAUUGUACAUAAUGUAUGCAUAUUGAAGAAGAAAUUUCUAGCUGUACGUGGAAAUGAUCAUGUUAGACUCUAUAAACUCUAA
Messenger RNA from Didymodactylos carnosus, 5394 nucleotides. The record is from the annotation of a GenBank genome assembly. Lineage: Eukaryota; Metazoa; Rotifera; Eurotatoria; Philodinida; Philodinidae.